Molecule: messenger RNA, 1716 nt
Organism: Fundulus heteroclitus (mummichog)
Lineage: Eukaryota; Metazoa; Chordata; Actinopteri; Cyprinodontiformes; Fundulidae
Gene: pparab
Product: peroxisome proliferator-activated receptor alpha b
Exons: 7
Coding region: 307-1716 (469 amino acids)
Biological process (GO): cell differentiation; regulation of lipid metabolic process; hormone-mediated signaling pathway
Cellular component (GO): nucleus
Molecular function (GO): zinc ion binding; RNA polymerase II cis-regulatory region sequence-specific DNA binding; nuclear receptor activity
Source: RefSeq, a predicted model, not a curated record
ACCAGCCGUCACUCGGGACGUCACUUCCUGCGGGGUGGGAGCACCAUGUCUCGGCUGCGCGUGGAUGUGUUGGGGGGUCUUUGACAGGAGCAGCGGCAGCGGCACAGCGGGGAGAAAACGUGGACGUGCUCGGCGUCAGGGACAGUGACCCCCCCUCCCUCCUCCUCUUCUCCUCUUCUUCCUCCUCUUCUCAGCGACCCCGCGUCAUAACAGCGAGUUUUUAACCAAGGAGAUGGCUGCUUCGGAUUGGGCUGUCCGCUCUAAGUCUGAUGUUUAGCGGUGCCACCAGCACGCUCCUCCAUCACAAUGGUCGACAUGGAGAGCCACUACCACCCCCCGUCUCCCCUGGAGGACUCUGUGCUGGAUGGCCCACUGUGUGGUGAUGACGAUUUUAUGGGCAGCAUGGAGGCGCUUCAGGAUAUCCCCACGUCCAUCGACGAGGAUGCCAUCAGCUCCCUCGACGUCCCAGAGUACCAAUCCUCACACAAUGGAUCCGAAGGUUCCAGCAUUCUAGACGCUUUGACGCCAGCGUCCAGCCCGUCCUCUGUUGUUUACGGGGUGGCUCCGACCCAGGAGGAGCUCCUGUCUUCGUCCUCGGCGCUCAACCUGGAGUGUCGUGUGUGCUCUGACCGAGCCUCGGGGUACCACUACGGAGUUCACGCCUGUGAGGGCUGCAAGGGUUUCUUUCGGCGGACCAUCCGUCUGAAGCUGGAGUACGACAGGUGUGAGCGCCGCUGCAAAAUCCAAAAAAAGAACCGCAACAAGUGCCAAUACUGCCGCUUCCAGAAGUGCCUGGCCGUGGGCAUGUCCCACAAUGCCAUCCGGUUCGGUAGGAUGCCCCAGUCAGAGAAGCUGAAGCUGAAGGCGGAGAUGGUGACGGAGGAAAGGGAGGUGGUGAACCCCCAGCUUGCAGACCAGAAGACCCUGGCCAGGCAGAUAUAUGAGGCCUACCUGAAGAACUUCAACAUGAACAAAGCCAAGGCUCGGACCAUACUCACGGGAAAAACCAGCACCCCUCCGUUUGUGAUUCAUGACAUGGAGACGCUGCAGCUGGCAGAGCAGACACUGGUGGCCAAGAUGGUCGGCUCGGCGGGAGCGCUCAAGGAAAGGGAGGCGGAGGUUCGGAUUUUCCACUGCUGCCAGUGCACGUCCGUGGAAACAGUCACGGAGCUCACGGAGUUUGCGAAGUCCGUCCCGGGCUUCUCGAGCCUCGACCUCAACGAUCAAGUGACCCUCCUGAAGUAUGGAGUGUACGAGGCCCUUUUCGCCAUGCUCGCCUCCAGCAUGAACAAAGAUGGCCUCCUGGUGGCCUACGGCUCAGGCUUCAUCACGCGGGAAUUCCUCAAGAGCCUGAGGCGACCGUUCAGCGAUAUGAUGGAGCCCAAGUUCCAGUUUGCCAUGAAGUUUAACUCGCUGGAGCUGGACGACAGCGACCUGGCUCUGUUUGUUGCUGCUAUCAUCUGCUGUGGAGACCGACCAGGCCUGGUGAAUGUGGCCCAUAUCGAGGUGAUGCAGGAGAGCAUCGUGCACGUCCUCCAGCUCCACCUGCUGGCCAACCACCCUGACGACACGUUCCUGUUCCCCAAGCUGCUGCAGAAACUUGCUGACCUCCGGCAGCUGGUCACGGAGCACGCACAGCUGGUGCAGGAGAUCAAAAAGACAGAGGACACGUCGCUGCACCCACUCCUACAGGAGAUCUACAGAGACAUGUACUGA